UCUAUUCCCAACUUACCUGAUUUGCUGAAGAAAUAAAGUGUUUACCUCCUCGGCAUUGUAAUUAACAAUACUUCUCAUACACAACACUAGUUUCUUCAGGUAUGUGAUUACAACACUCAGCCUCAAACUUCUACCGUAAAACCAGUUCCAAUCAGUGAAAUCACUACACAAAUUAUGGGUUCUUUUUCGCUUUUCUCUUUUUCAAGAUUAUAGCAACUGCGCGAAGCCAUGAACGAUGAGAAAGCCGCCUCGCUUGAAUCUAUGAAGAACUCUACUCCAGUACUUGAAGGUGUCAAUGUUUUGGCUGUUGAUGGUGAUUCAGCAUGUCUUACUUUACUAUCAAGAAUGCUUUGUCAGUUGGGGUAUAAAGUUUUGACAGAAAAAAGAGCUUGUGAUGCAUUAUCCGUUGCUCAGAAGAAGGAAGACGAGCUUCAUCUUGUUCUGACCGAGGUUCACUUGCCUGACAUGGAUAAAUAUGAGCUCCUAGAAAAACUGAGAGCUGUUUCCAAAUUACCAGUUGUUAGUAAGUCCUCACUCUCAAAGACACCACUGUUUUCUUUUGCUAACAAGACGGUAUUAUAAACCACUCUAAUUUAUGGAAAAAGGGAUUAAUACACAUUAUCCGUAGCCAACUGGUGUACCCAACGUCUGUAACACCAU
Molecule: messenger RNA, 660 nt
Organism: Pyrus x bretschneideri (Chinese white pear)
Lineage: Eukaryota; Viridiplantae; Streptophyta; Magnoliopsida; Rosales; Rosaceae
Product: putative two-component response regulator-like APRR8
Exons: 2
Coding region: 229-582 (117 amino acids)
Biological process (GO): cytokinin-activated signaling pathway; phosphorelay signal transduction system
Source: RefSeq, a predicted model, not a curated record